Molecule: messenger RNA, 1002 nt
Organism: Lutzomyia longipalpis
Lineage: Eukaryota; Metazoa; Arthropoda; Insecta; Diptera; Psychodidae
Product: INO80 complex subunit B
Exons: 2
Coding region: 77-907 (276 amino acids)
Biological process (GO): chromatin remodeling
Cellular component (GO): Ino80 complex
Source: RefSeq, a predicted model, not a curated record
AACGAAAAACUGUCAAAAGUUGUUUACAAAAUAAGCCAGAAAAAUUAUUUCUCCAUAAAAAAUCUAUAAAAAUCCAAUGAAAGUAAGGAAAAAACGUGAUUUUAGCCCGGAAGUUGAGGAAAGAAAAGAACCCCCAAUGACUCCCAGGCAGAAGGAAAAACGUCACAAGAAGAAGAAAAAGCUCGACUAUGAUUCAGAUCCAGUGGACAUCCUCAAUGAUGUGGAGGAACCAUCCCCGAGGGCAGCUGAACAGCUCACCCCAAUGAGUGCGGCUGAGAAGCUGAAGAAUCAAAACAAGGGAGCCGCAUCGGCAUCACGAUCGCAAAAGCGGAAGCGCCAGAGACGCGAUAGUGGCACAAGUAGUGAUGAAGAGCGAUGGCUGGAGAAGAUCAAGGAUCCAAAGAUGAUGACAGCACGUCAGAGGGCAAUGUACGAGCGAGGGAAUGAGAAGGAAAUGAGUUCAAGUCAACCGGAAGCAUUGGUUGCCCUUCCCACGGGGUACAAGGAGAAAGUCCUAACGGCUGAGGCGCUGGAAAAGGCACAGCUAAUGUCGCAGAAGAGGAAACAAAUGGCAGAUGAGAAGCGUGAGAAGGAUAAGAAGAAAACCAUGGAGAGAUUGCUGAAGAAGCAAGACUCAAAGACGGCAAAAAGUACAAAGAGUCGUCAAGCUCGGACUGCUGUGCCCGUGGUUAUCUACCGGAAUACCCUGGAGGGAGUGACCUUGACAUACCCACCGAAUGUCUCAUACCCACUCACGCCACAGGGCCCUCGGGAAGUCCCCCAAGUCACACCCUGUGCGAUCUGUGGGAGUCCCAAGAAGUACAAUUGCUCCAAGACGAAUGUUCCCCUCUGCAGCUUCAUGUGCUACAGGCAGAAUGUAGCAUCAAUUCAGCAAAUCUUCUGCUAAAAAGAAAAAUCUCUCCAGUCUUUUAGCUGGAAGAACGCAAAGGUAUUUAUUGUGUAAAUUGAAAAGUUUUUAAAUAAAAAAAAAACUCAAUAAAA